This is a messenger RNA of Pelodiscus sinensis (Chinese soft-shelled turtle), 2496 nucleotides long. It is a transcript of the gene TMEM200C, whose product is annotated as transmembrane protein 200C. The record is from RefSeq and is a predicted model, not a curated record. Lineage: Eukaryota; Metazoa; Chordata; Testudines; Trionychidae.
AAAGAGGAGAGUUAGGAGGGUAAUGAUUGCCAUCCUGCAGCAAUUUCCCUGUGUCAUGGCUCCUGUUUCCUAGCAACAGCACCGAGUCCGGCCAGCACAGCAGCAGCUGCUGCCUGAGCACCAUUCAAGAGCAGCAGCAGCAGAAAGCAGCAACUCCGCCAGGCUGGCGAAGCCACCGGCAGCCACCACCACAGGCAGGAGGAGGAGGCGGCGGCGCCUGCCUCUGGCCGGGGGGGACGCGUAACGCCCGCGGGGAAGGAUGAAGCAUGGAGCCGGCUCCGCACUUCUAGGAAACUCCUGGGGAUGGCUCCGUCCGCGGGAGCCGAGGCGGCUGACAGGAGCCGGGCGAUCGCUGCCGCUUUCUUGCCCGGGAUUAUGAGCCCGCGCCAGCGGAAGGCUCCGGAGGGGCUGUGCCCGCGCUGAGAUGCCCGCUCGGGCUGGAAAGUUUCUCCAUGGUGUCUUCAUGGUGCCGCAGCUCCUGGCGGCCAGCGUGGAUUCCCCCCCAGCCUGCCUGGGCAGCUGUCCAGAUGAUGUACCCAUACCGUAAGCAGAAGAGGAUGGGUUUCUGUAUCACUGCAGCUAAAAUACGAAGGAAAUGAUCUGGAAGAAGCUUUCAAAAGGAGCCGGAGCUGCUCCAGGGAGCUGUGCCCUGGGGAGCCAGCCAUGAUCGCCACUGGAGGCCUCCUGCGGAUCUCGGCCAGGAAACAGGACCCGCUGCGCCCCCAGAGCCAGGCCCCCAAGCGCAAACGCAAGGCCAAAAGGAAGCGCAAGAACGACGUGGUGGUGGUGAAGGGCAAGCUCAAGCUGUGCUCCCUCUCGGGGCUCAUCGCCCUCUGCGGCAUCCUGGUGCUGCUGGUGGGCAUCGCCCUGGCCGUGGUGGGCUACUGGCCCAAGCCCAGCCCCGCCUACCGCGAGGGCAGCUUCGGGGGGAGCAGACACCUGCCGGCGCAGGGCGGCGCCGCCAAAAACCGCUCCAGGGGCCAGCCGGGGGCGCACGGGGGAUCCCACCCGGACACCCCUCGGGCCAACGCCUCCUCCAGCAGCCGGGGCGCCCCCCGCGCCGCGCCGGCCCCUGUCUCGGCGGGGUUUCUCUUCCAGCUCUUCUCGGGCUACCUGCACUCGGACAAGCUCAAGGUGCUGGGGCCCCUCAUCAUGGGCAUCGGCAUCUUCCUCUUCAUCUGCGCCAACGCCGUGCUGCACGAGAACCGCGACCGCAAGACCAAGGUCAUCAACCUGCGGGACCUCUACUCCACCGUCAUCGACGCGCACAGCCUGCGGGCCAAGGAGGCCGGGGGCCCGGCCGCCGCCCCGCUCAAUGGCUUCGUCAGCUACGUGCAGGCCCGCGGGCUGGGCGGCGGGGAAGCCCUGGGCGCCGCGGCCCGGCUGGCCCAGAGCUCCUGGCCCCCGGCCCUGGGCGCCCCGCUCUCCCGCUGCGCCUCCUUCUCCGCCUCCCCGCCCAGCCUGGCCGAGGCCGUCUACAGCAUCUACCGGGAGCGAGCCGCCCUGGCCGCCCGCCCGCCGGGCCCCGCCACCCCGCCCUGCAGCCCCGCCAGCUCCCUGGUGGGCUCCUCGCUCAGCGCCUUCACCCUGCUGCCCCUGGCCCAGGCCGAGGGGGCGGGCGGCUGGAGGCGGCCGUCCGGAGAGCCCAGGGCUGGGGCGAGCCUGCGGGGCGAGCUCGAGCUGAGCCUGAGCGAGCUCCGCGGUAGCAGCCCCCCGGGACGCAGGCCCAAGCGAGUACUGAGGCGCCAGAGCACCAGCUGCCUACCGGACACCAGGCGGCCCCUCUCCCCUGGUCCCCCCCAGACUCGGGCUCCCCGCAGGGAGCGAGACUCCAGCCUUCUAACCAAGGCUGCUUCUUCCACCUACUCCAAAUCCCUGGAUCUGGACGGUUCGCCUCCCUGCACUCCGCCUGCGGCCAGUAGAGGCUCCCAGGCCGAGCCAUCCUGCAGCAAUAAGGGCUACACCCCCGUGGAGGAGGCAGGCACCUCCUUGGAGUCUAUUGCCAACACCCCAGCCAGUAAAACCCAAGACUGUGAGGAGGACCUACAAGGGGAGACCUGCCCCCUAGCGGGAGCCAGCACAGAAAAAACAGUGGCGCAACCUCAGCAACUUCAGAGACGAUAUACAAAUAAAGAAAAGCUCUUCAUGAUUUCCAGAUCGCACGCCACUGCGGAGCUGGAGGGUGGGGAACUAGAAAGCACAGGCGUUUGAACAAAGUAUCAGGACAAGCCCUCUGCCUCCUUGUUGGAUGGCACCCGGUCACUAUCCAAAGAGCUGCAGUAUGUUAUCCUUGAAUUGCAUUCAAUAAAUUCCCGUUGAUGACACCAGGAAACAACAACAACAAAUCUUUCUGUCCGAUUGUGAUUGUAUGUUUCAUGCAAUGCAAAUUGUAUUAAAUAUCAAUAGUCCAACAAGUUCUUCAGAGCAAAUGAAUACAAUUUUGGACAAUCGUGCACUUUAUAGUUUUUUUUCUAAGUGCCCCCCCCCCCCCCCCCU